Messenger RNA from Alternaria incomplexa, 1605 nucleotides. RefSeq lists its product as uncharacterized. The record is from RefSeq and is a predicted model, not a curated record. Bases 1 to 1605 code for a protein of 534 amino acids. The transcript has a single exon. Gene Ontology annotation, molecular function: oxidoreductase activity, acting on paired donors, with incorporation or reduction of molecular oxygen; heme binding; monooxygenase activity. Lineage: Eukaryota; Fungi; Ascomycota; Dothideomycetes; Pleosporales; Pleosporaceae.
AUGUCCAGCCUUGUCGUGACCGUCCUUCUGGCCGUGAGUGCCCUUACCGCACUUUACCUUUACACCAACAAGAGCAAAGAUGCAUCCGAGAAGCCCCUCCUCAAGCUGCCCCUCAUUGGUGAUCUCCAUAGCUCGCCAAUCGAGAAACCACUGGUAAACUGGAGCGCUUGGUCGAAACAACACGGCCCGAUUACGGUUCCCAAGCUGUUUGGAAUUGUGCCCAUUGUCGUGCUCAACUCGUACGAGGCCGUCACUGAACUCUUCAGUCGUCGUAGCCAAUGGUACAGCAACCGACCGGCCUCAGUGAGCAUGGAGAUGAUUACUGGGGCUGGGCCAGGUCGUUCUCGAUUUACGCUGAUGCACGACUAUGACGAUCACCUUAAACUACACCACCGCAUUCUUUCACCAAGUCUUGGUGCGCCGGCGGCAAGCAAGUAUCAACCUCUUAUGGAACUCGAGGCUAAGCAACUGCUCUUCGAUCUCAUCGCUGCUUUGGAGAAGUCCAAAGAUGAUUCCACAAUCACCACGAAGACGAUAUAUCCUCUGCUCGAGCGGACCCAGUCCAGUGUCAUCCUUGCCCUCCAUUACGGUCUCCGCAUACCCAAGUUCGAAGAGCCAAUCCUGCAUGAAGUCAUUGCAAUUCAAGCGAAGGUCACACAUCUGGCCGCGAAUCCGCAGCUCCCGGAUCUUAUGCCAGUCCUUCGACACUUGCCUACUUUCAUCUCCCCGUGGCAGCAGUAUGCUGACAAGCUUUACGCGGCUCAGGUCAAGCUCUACAUGCGCCUCUUCCACCAUGGUAGAGAUGCGCCAGGCUGGAAUGCGACAAAGCAAGCAAUCGCAUCCGCACCGAAAUAUGCUCCUACCGACUCGCCAGUAUCCGAUCUUGACCUUGCCUUCACACUCGCGACAUCUAUUCAGGGUGGUAUGGAAACGUCCCCUCGUCAGAUUCUCUGGCUCUUCGUCGCAGCAAUGCACAAUCCGGAGAUCAUGACCCGUGCGCAUGAACUACUAGACAGAGUCGUUGGCAGAGAGCGUCUCCCUACAUUCUCGGACCGUCACAACCUCGCCUACGUUGACGCUAUAGCACAUGAAUUAUUCAGAUGGCGACCCAUAUCUCCUGGUUCUAUUCCGCGCCGUGCUGAUCGCGCGGAUGAGUUCGCUGGCGUGAAGAUUGCCAAGGGUGUGACCAUCAUGGCGAACGCGUGGGCCAUCGGCCGCGACGAGGCAGUCUUCGAUCCUUCGCUUGGUGAUGCACAGGAAUUUGUUCCUGAGCGCUGGUUGCGUGAUGGGAAGGUCCGCGGUGAUCUGCCACUCCCUGUGUUUGGCCAAGGUCGAAGGAUAUGUCAAGGAAAGCGUGUCGCUACUGACGGAACAUUCAUGAAUAUCGCAAAUCUGCUAUGGGCGUUUGAUGUGGAAGCCAUACAGGGAGAAGAGGUGGAUCCAUGGCAAAUGAUAGUCGUUGGCUUCAUGACUGAGCCAAGGCCAUUUAGGUUCCGUCUGAAGCCUCGAGGACCAUGGGUGUUGGAUGCGGUGAGGAGGGAGUGGGAAAGUACCGAGAAAAGUCUAGAAGGAGUGAUGGGCACCGCGAACGACGUCGAGAAUUAG